AUGGGUAAGUCACAGAAAAAACGCCAGAUGAGGCGACACAACCCGAUGCGAGUACCAGACUCGCACUUGCCCAAAGGCCUCGCGUCCGCGUCCGCGUCGUCCUCCAAGAACGACGCGAUACUGCCUAUAAUCCAGAAGAUGGAAAAUAUCGAUCCGUCCGAGCGCAAGUGGGCGUGCGUCGCGGUCUCGAAUAUUAUCCAGAACGACCCUGCUAGUAGAAGAUUGCUGCAGGGCAAAAAUGUUGUCGGUGCGCUGAUCACGCGUCUAACAGACAGUGAAGAAGAGGUUGUCGUGGAAGCUGCGGGGGCGUUACGAAAUCUAUGUAUCGACGGCGGUUUCGAUAUAUGCGCUGAAAUGUAUAACAAGAAUAUCCUUGCAUCUCUCAAGACAUUUGUACCCAAGAUCUCCAAUACUCUGUCUCAAUACCUAUCUUCACCCAAAAGCGCUCCAGAGAACGCCCAAAACUUGGUAUAUGAAUUCGCCGACAAUGUCAUCACCAUCCUUUGGUGUCUUUCAGAGACUUCUAACAAAGCCAUGAAUGCUAUCAACGAGAUUUCACUCGUCCCCUUCUUGAUGUCAUUCCUUGCGUCAAGGGACAGGCUGCCAAUAUCGACUAUUACUUCCGCCGCUCAGUGCUUGUACGUACUGACGGACGAAAACCAGCCGGUCAUCGAGGAAGUCCGCUCGAACGCCGGCUACACAUCCUGCCUGCUUUCCAUCGUACGACCAGACGAACCUUCUCUAAAUGUGAAUGGAAAGAGCGAAGAAAUAUCGGAUGAUCGCCAGCUGAUGUUCCGCAUUUUAUGCUGUGGAAUCAUGAGGAACAUAUCACCUAUCCCGCCACCAUCUAUUGCGGCGACGGUAGAUCUCGAUCGCGACAUCGUCCUCCCCAUGCUUGAGCCAGUGCUUUCGCUGGUUUCGCUGCCCGAGGCUGCCCAUCUCGCCCAAGAGUUGGUAGAGAAAGAGGAUUCCAUACCACAAUUGGAGAAGCUUUCAUUGAAAAAUACGCCAAAGUCCGACCACAAGACUCCUUCGGAGAUCGAGCUCGAGUGUCUAGAGGUUAAACUGCGCACUGUGCAGAUGACGCUCGAGAUCCUGACGGGCGUGUGCGCGACACUGCCUGACCCGGAGAUCGACUUGGCAAGUGUAAAUGCAGAUGGCGAAAACGAAAAUGAAGACGAGGACAUGGACAAUGAAGCUGACCUGGAUGCGGCGCCUCAGGACGAACCGACAGCCAAUCCUACGCCGUCAUCGAAUCCGACUUUAUUCAACACCCUGGUCUCACCGCUCCUUACGCUCGUACAGCCGACCGCGCUCUCCUUCCCUCCACCUAACGGGCCGUCCCCGCACCCACCAACGACAUCGGUACUCAGUGCGAUCCAUAUCAGUGCGCUCGAGUGUCUCAACAACAUCUUUCUCUCUCUUGCGCAAGCGUCCUCUCGGGGCGUGAAUCUCGGCCUAGACGCCGUGCGUGGUAAGACGGUGUGGGAUGCGGUAUGGCGCGCACUGUGUGUUGUGGGCACGGAGGUCGGCCACGCGGGGCAGGAGCGGCGGCGGGACAUGUGGGAGGUUGGCGUAGGCGUUCUGUGGGGUGCGGGGAUCGUGUGGAAGGGCACGCUCGUGCCCGAGGAGGAGCAGGUGAACGCGCUAAUGCAGCUUUGCAACGCCGCAGCGGACCAGGGCGUCAAGGUGAAGUGCAUCGGUGCCCUCGAGUGCCUCGCGCAGCACCCAUCGUCCGUCGAUGCUAAUCGGGUUAUCUUGACGUACUUGCUUUCCCUCCUCCCGCCUUCGUCGUCAUCGCCUACCCCGACAGAACCGCUCCUGCAGGCCGUCUCUGCCCUUAUCGACAUCUACUCGGACGAAACGCUGCCGUACGACGUCAACUUCCGGCAGGGGCACUUUGUGGACGCGCUCGCAGCGAGUGUCGAUGGCGUGCGGAAGGUCGUACGGGGGAUCGACCGGAAAAAACAGCGCGCACUGCGGGUGCGGGGCGAGGAGGUACGCGACAACCUCAUCGCGUUCAUCGGGUACCGGCGCGGGCUGGGGAUCUGA
This is a messenger RNA of Sparassis crispa, 2052 nucleotides long. RefSeq names its product ARM repeat-containing protein. The transcript has 10 exons. Gene Ontology annotation, biological process: ribosomal large subunit biogenesis; protein import into nucleus. Lineage: Eukaryota; Fungi; Basidiomycota; Agaricomycetes; Polyporales; Sparassidaceae. The record is from RefSeq and is a predicted model, not a curated record. Bases 1 to 2052 code for a protein of 683 amino acids.